AUGUCGGUCAAGGAAAAGUCGAAAGAGCCUCAGCCUGUCAAUUUCUGGGAGAACGGUGGCUAUAAGGCUGAUUUGGACAGAAUAAAUGGAGACAUUGAACAUGCAGCUCUUUUUGCCAAGUGCAUUCAAGAGCGGUCCGUGAUUGAGGCCGAGUACGCUAAGAAGUUGACAAAGUGGAGGGACAGUUACUCGGCUCAGUUCAAGAAGACAUCUCUGUACGGUACUCAUCAGGGCGCCUGUGAACAGAUUUUGGAGACGACGCAGCCUGUCAUCAGGAUUCACGAACAUAUGUCAAGGGCUUUGGUGAACCAAUGCGUUACCGAGACUAACGAAUGGAAAAAGAACACCUACAAGCCGAAAGUCUUUGGCGGAUACAAGGAAUUUGAAGAUCUCGAGAAGGAUUUCGCCAAAGCGCAAAAGAAGUGGAAUAAAGUGAACGAAAAACUCGCAGCCCAAAAGAAACACUAUCACAAACUUGUCGCCCAGAAAGCAACAAGUGAUUCGGCAGAAUCGGAAGCAAAGACUGCCGACUUGAAGGUAUCGGAGGAAAAGUACAAAAACCUCCUGGUGGAAGUGGAGCAAAUGGCACCUAUUUACGUGGCGGAAAUGACGAGAAUCCACAAGCGAUCGCAAAUGUACGCUCAAAAGAAAAUUGAGUUCCUCUCCUCGCUGUUCCGAGAUUACGUGAGCAUCACCGAUUUGUCCAAGUACGACCAAAAACUGGCGGAACAGACGAGGAUGGGCAACGAUGCGAUUAACAGCAUCAACAUUGCCGCAGAUCUGGAGACUUGGAACGUAAAAGUCAACUUUGGCAAAGAUCUGGUUCUUCCUGACUUCGAGCCGGAAGAAAACAAGAAUUCAGCCGUUAACGCCAACGGAAACAAUAACAACGGAACAAUCAAGAGCACCAAAAGUAUCAAAAUUGACGACCCUGGAAUCGAGCCUGUUCGAAAAACAUCGGGCACGGAAGUGCGCCGCGAGAGCUUCGAUGGUUCUUCUACCCAGAAAGUCUACGCUCUUUACGAUUAUGAACCAAAAUCUGGGGGCGAGUUAAAACUGACCGCUGGAAUGGAGUUUAUGAAGCUCAGCGCCGCCGACGAACAAGGCUGGUGCGAAGGAGUGACCGCUAGUGGCGAAAAGGGUCACUUCCCUUCAACAUAUGCGUCUCCUGUUUUGCCUUAA
Molecule: messenger RNA, 1182 nt
Organism: Oikopleura dioica
Lineage: Eukaryota; Metazoa; Chordata; Appendicularia; Copelata; Oikopleuridae
Source: the annotation of a GenBank genome assembly